This is a messenger RNA of Rotaria sordida, 1278 nucleotides long. The record is from the annotation of a GenBank genome assembly. Lineage: Eukaryota; Metazoa; Rotifera; Eurotatoria; Philodinida; Philodinidae.
AUGGCUAUGAAUAAUAAUAAUGAUUCUAAUCAAAUUAAGCUUCAUGACAACAUUGCUAACGAUGAGCAAGAUGAUGAUUUAAAUCUGACAGAAGAGAUGCAUAUAAAAUUAAGAUCUCAUUCUAAUAGCCAAACAUCUUCUAAUUUAAAAUCUCGUGAAGAACGCAUUCUAUCACAGAAAAUGAGUCAAUUAUCAACAGAUACCACCUAUGAAAAAGAAUUUAACAUAAUGAAAUCAAUUGAAGAUAUUCUCAAGAAAUUUCCAGUUUAUUUAACAAAACGACAUGUGCCUUUUCAACAAGUAAUGAAUCAAGCAUUAUCAAUGAUAGGUAUAGAAGCAUCGAAUUCUCAUCGAAAUGAACUACGACAUAUCGCUAUUUUACAAUAUAAAAUUAUAAUGAUUCAAAAUUAUCAUCAUUUGUGGUCAACAUAUUUUAAAUCAGGUUUAGGUCAAUUGAUAGUUGCUGAUUCAGAAAAGAAUUUGAUCUAUCCAACAAAUUUACAAAUUUGGCCACAAGAAAUAAAAACAAUUCUCUCAAUAACAAAGACAGAACAAAAAAAUGAACAUAACAUUUACAUGAUUUUUAUCAAUCAUCAGUUACAUUCAUUAGAUGAUCAACAGAAACAAUAUCAAAAUGAAUUAAAUAUGAAAAUCCAUCAAUUCAAUAAGAAUUUAUUUAAAGUACAACAAAUACUUGAAAAAUAUAUUCGACAACAUAUGUCUUCUCAAUGCACCGAGAUUGAACAUCAAAUAGAACUUAUUCAUUAUGAUUAUCAUAUUCAAGCAAUAAAACAAGAAUAUGAUCGACAUAAUCCAAAUGAAUAUCAGGCAUGUUUUUCAUAUGGGCUAAGAAAAUUAAUUCGACAACUAUGUGAAAGUAAAUAUGAACAAGAAAUGACACAACAAGAAUUUGAUUUUCUUCAGAAACAAAUAAAUCAUUUCAAUUCACCUAGUCAAUCAUUUGAAAAUUCACCCUUGUCUCAAUCAAUAUUAAUUAAUUCUGUUGAAAAUAUUGAACUUCGACAACAAUUAUACAAUCAAUAUAAAGAAAUUGCUGAACAAUCGAAAACUCAAUUAUUAGCUUUGUAUAGGAAAACAGCUGAAGAACAACGAGAUGAAUAUAAAAAGAGGCAUGACGAUAAUAUCAUGAAAAUGUGGCUUGAACGUGAAGCAUCGUCUGACAAUGAAAAAAUACCAUUAUUAAUGGUUAAUCUUAUUAAUGAGCGUUGUAAAAAAAUUGGAGAACGUAUACAAUCUAUCUAUAAAUUUAAAGUUUAA